This is a messenger RNA of Pseudogymnoascus verrucosus, 2642 nucleotides long. It is a transcript of the gene PCK1, whose product is annotated as Protein kinase C-like 1. Gene Ontology annotation, cellular component: cytosol. The coding region runs from base 447 to 2258 and encodes 603 amino acids. Gene Ontology annotation, biological process: gluconeogenesis. Gene Ontology annotation, molecular function: phosphoenolpyruvate carboxykinase (ATP) activity; ATP binding. The record is from RefSeq and is a predicted model, not a curated record. The transcript has 4 exons. NCBI's taxonomy places the organism in Eukaryota, Fungi, Ascomycota, Leotiomycetes, Thelebolales, Thelebolaceae.
CACCACUCAAACACCACUCUACACCAACUUCUAAACCACUGACCUGCCUAUUGUCCACUACAGUCCACUCACCAGUCCACUCUUUGUCCACUGUACCUGCCUAACUUCACUCACUGCCCCUAACACUUCCUAAACAUCGUAACUUCCGUAACAUCACGUCUCUUCUUUCCUCCUUCUUCCGACUUUCUCCUUGCUCUUUCUAUACCUGCGCCUUAUAAAACUCGGCUCGGAACCUCUCCUUGACCAACUACAAAUAUCCCACUCCUGCCAUUGGUCCAUUCACCUCUUCUCACCCACAAGUCACCCACAUCAUCACACAUCUGUUUGUCCUCUCACCACUCUUACUCCACACUCUCAUCUCUUAGCAGCCUCACGGUCCCGAGACUAGACCUUCCAUUCCAAAGAGUUACCCGUUUCUCUCCCGAAGAUACAAUCAUCGUCCCUCCAUGGCUCCUGUACUUAAAGAAGGCGAUGGCCCAACUCGUCGUCCUAUGACCCCUACUCCCGAUCCAUCACACCUUGGCCCUCGAUCUAAACAACUUGCAUCUGGAAAUCUGAACUACCACUCCACUUCACUGCGCACCAUGGUUUCCAACACCGUCAACAAGACCGCCCUGCACCCGGGUGGUGUUGCACCUUCUUUCGAGCACACUGAGCUCGAGGAGGAGCUCCACGAGAAGGCCAACCUCGACUAUGACCGCGUUGCCAUCGUCCCCAACCCCUCAGUCGCUGCCCUCUACGAAGAUGCCUUAGUUUACGAGACCGGUUCAGCCAUCACAUCGAGCGGUGCUCUUACUGCAUACUCCGGAAAGAAGACCGGCAGAUCUCCUCUCGACAAGCGUAUUGUCAAGGAGCCAUCUUCUGAGAACGAGAUCUGGUGGGGCCCUGUUAACAAGCCAAUGACUACUGAGGUCUGGAAGAUUAACCGCGAGAGAGCCAUUGAUUACCUCAACACAAGGAACCGCAUCUACGUUAUCGACGGUUACGCAGGAUGGGACAAGAAGUACCAAAUCAAGGUCCGCGUCGUCUGCGCGCGUGCCUACCACGCUCUGUUCAUGCGCAACAUGCUUAUCCGCCCGGAGAGAUCUGAGCUUGAGCACUUCCACCCCGAUUACACCAUCUACAACGCCGGUUCUUUCCCAGCAAACAGAUUCACUGAGGGCAUGACCUCCGCCACUUCGGUUGCCAUCAACUUCGCCGACAAGGAGAUGGUUAUCCUCGGUACCGAGUACGCUGGUGAGAUGAAGAAGGGUGUUUUCACAGUUCUCUUCUACGAGAUGCCGGUCAAGCACAACGUGCUCACCCUGCACUCCUCCGCCAACGAGGGCAAGGAUGGCGAUGUCACCGUUUUCUUCGGUCUCUCUGGUACCGGAAAGACCACUCUGUCUGCUGACCCCAACCGCCAGCUGAUCGGUGAUGACGAGCACUGCUGGUCCGACCGUGGUGUCUUCAACAUCGAGGGUGGCUGCUACGCCAAGUGCGUCGGCCUGUCCGCCGAGAAGGAGCCCGAUAUUUACGGCGCCAUCAAGUACGGCUCCGUCCUCGAGAACGUCGUGUUCAACCAAGAUACCCGCCACGUCGACUACGACGACAUCACCCUCACCGAGAACACCCGCUGCGCCUACCCCAUCGAGUACAUCCAGAACGCCAAGAUCCCCUGCGUCUCCUCCAGCCACCCCACCAACAUCAUCCUCCUCACCUGCGACGCGCGCGGUGUCCUCCCCCCCAUCUCGAAGCUCAACUCCGCCCAGACCAUGUUCCACUUCAUCUCCGGCUACACCUCCAAGAUGGCCGGCACCGAAGAGGGCGUCACCGAGCCCCAAGCCACCUUCUCCUCGUGCUUCGCCCAGCCCUUCCUCGCCCUCCACCCCAUGCGCUACGCCAAGAUGCUGGCCUCCAAGAUCGAGGAGCACAAGGCCAACGCCUGGCUCCUCAACACCGGAUGGGUUGGUGCCGGUGCCGCCACCGGUGGCAAGCGCUGCCCGCUCAAGUACACUCGUGCUAUCCUCGAUGCUAUCCACUCUGGUGAGCUCCAGAACGUCGAGUACGAGGUCUACGAUACCUUCAACCUGUCCGUCCCCAAGACUUGCCCUAACGUCCCAUCGGAGCUGCUUAACCCCCGCAACGCGUGGACUGCGGGUGAUGAGAGCUUCAAGGCUGAGGUCAACAAGCUUGGUGUUCUGUUCAAUGAGAACUUCAAGAAGUACUCUGAUGAGGCGACUGAGGAUGUUAUCGCUGCUGGCCCGAAAACGACUUAAGCGCCGUGUUUUAGAGACGUGGUCGCAUUGUUUUCCUAUUUUAAGGGAUUUUGAGUGGUAGUUGUUAAUGUCUUGAUGUCCAUGGCUUUUGAUAUUUGUGUUUUUGGGAAUUUUAGGGCGUUGAGAAGAAAAACAAGAUUGGAAGUGAAAGCUUUUCUUUUUUUAAAGUUUGCUGCCGUGUCUCCCUGAGAGGGUGAUUCACGAGGAAGGAAGGAUAGAGAGGAAGAGAGAUCGCGAGGUACCUGCUACUGCAUUGCGUUUUGCGUUUCGGCCGCAUUGCAUGCUUUUGAGAGAUGGGAUGUCCAUGUAACUCGUUCAUGAGCGGGUGAGGGAAUCUUAGAUGGGGUUGGGAGAGAUAAUAUUAAGACCUUUCUUCAAUUGCCG